Molecule: messenger RNA, 8051 nt
Organism: Haplochromis burtoni (Burton's mouthbrooder)
Lineage: Eukaryota; Metazoa; Chordata; Actinopteri; Cichliformes; Cichlidae
Gene: limk1a
Product: LIM domain kinase 1a
Exons: 17
Coding region: 202-2229 (675 amino acids)
Biological process (GO): actin cytoskeleton organization; protein phosphorylation; positive regulation of stress fiber assembly
Cellular component (GO): neuron projection; cytoplasm; nucleus
Molecular function (GO): protein serine/threonine kinase activity; ATP binding; protein binding
Source: RefSeq, a predicted model, not a curated record
AGCUUCAUUGGUCAGCGCCUCUCUUGAAUGAAGCGCCGCAGAAACGUGCAGGCAGCGGGCAGAAGGAAGCUGUGUGGGCCGCCGCAGGGAGCGACCGACGCGCAGCGACACGACCCCCGGGCGCGUUGCGGUGUGUGUCGGUGAACACCGUUUAUCCGUCGAGCAGAGGCAGUUGGCUCUCUCCCGGAGCUCCGCGUGUGAAUGAGGUUGAUGCUGCUCUGUUGCACCUGGAAGGACGAACGCAUGGGAGAGGAGGAAGCUGGAGGAAGUUUGCCCGUGUGCGCGGGAUGCAAACAGAGGAUCUACGAUGAGCAGUACCUCCAGGCCCUUAACAAUGACUGGCAUACCGUCUGCUUCAGGUGUUGUGAGUGCAGCGCCUCGCUGUCCCACUGGUAUUAUGAAAAAGAUGGCCGGCUCUUCUGCAAGAAGGACUACUGGGCCAAAUUUGGGGAGCUGUGCCAUGGCUGCAACGACCCGAUCACCACUGGCCUCAUUAUGGUCGCAGGGGAACAGAAAUAUCACCCAGAAUGCUUCACAUGUCUGAACUGCCGAUCGUUCAUCGGUGAUGGAGACACAUACGCUCUGGUGGAGAGAUCUAAACUGUACUGUGGUCACUGCUACUACCAGACCAUCGUGACCCCGGUGUCGCUACCGGACUCGCCAUGCUCACGGAUCCCUCACACGGUCACACUGGUGUCCAUCCCGGCCUCCGCUGAUGGCAACAAUGGACGCAAAGGGCGCGGUUUCUCCGUGGCGAUUGACCAGCCGCUAAGCCCGACCAACGGCUACAGUCCCGAACAUGGACACACCGUCAGAGUCUCCCAGGUGGAUGCCGACUGCAUCAGCCCAGAUGUGAAAAAUUCCAUUCACGUUGGAGACCGGAUCUUAGAAAUUAAUGGGACGCCCAUUCACAACGUUCCUCUGGAUGAGAUUGACCUGCUGAUCCAGGAAACGAGCCGGCUGCUGCAGCUCACCAUCGAACACGACCCUCACAGCCAGUCGGGACAGGAGGGAGGCUCCUCGGAGGCUGAGGACCAGGUGGACGGUCCGUUGUCCACCCCACUGUCAGAAGGGCCCAGCCCCAUCCUACCCAUCACCCAGCCUCCCAAUCCAGACAUCAGCAACCUGAAAUCCCGCAUCAUCACGCGAAGUUACAGCACUGAUAAGUCGCCUGGAUCCAGCAAUGCCGCGUCACCAAUCUCCCAGAGGAAGGACAUCAAUCGGUCUGAGUCACUUCGGGUCGUCUCAAACCGGACUCACCGUAUCUUCCGCCCAUCUGACCUCAUCCACGGAGAAGUGCUGGGGAAGGGAUGCUUUGGACAAGCCAUAAAGGUGACACACAGAGAGACGGGUGAGGUGAUGGUGAUGAAAGAGCUGAUCCGCUUUGAUGACGAGACUCAAAAAACAUUCCUCAAAGAGGUGAAAGUCAUGCGAUGCCUGGAUCACCCCAAUGUGCUCAAGUUCAUCGGAGUCCUCUACAAAGACAAGAGACUCAACUUCAUCGCAGAGUACAUCAAAGGAGGCACUUUGCGGGAAAUCAUCAAGAAAAUGGACUCAAACUAUCCCUGGAACCAGCGGGUCAGUUUUGCUAAGGACAUCGCUGCUGGGAUGGCAUAUCUGCACUCCAUGAACAUUAUUCACCGGGACCUGAACUCUCACAACUGUCUAGUCCGAGAGAACAACACAGUGGUGGUGGCAGACUUCGGGCUGGCUCGACUCAUGGUGGACGACAAGAACGGGGAAAAGCUGACGCAGGGAAAGCUGUCUGGCAUCAAGAGGCCCGACCGCCGGAAGAGAUACACGGUGGUGGGAAACCCCUACUGGAUGGCUCCAGAGAUGAUCCAUGGGAAGAGCUACGAUGAGAGAGUAGACAUCUUUUCCUUUGGUAUCAUGCUCUGCGAGGUCAUUGGCAGGGUGAAUGCUGACCCCGACUACCUCCCCAGAGCGACGGACUUUGGACUGAACAUCUCGGGUUUCCUGGAGCACUACUGUCCCACCAACUGUCCCCGCGCCUUCUUCCCCAUGGCUGCUGUGUGCUGUGACCUCGAUGCAGACAAACGGCCUGCUUUCUCGAAACUGGAGGAGUGGCUGGAGAACCUAAAGAUGCACUUGGACAUCGGUCUGCCCCUGAUGUCCGAAGUGGAUCAGCUGCACAAGGCCUUCUGGGAGCACCACAGCAUAACACGUCCUGAGAACGGCCUGCACACCCACCCCAAGCAGCCAGAGUAGACCCGAGCAUAACAGGGACAAGUGGGACGUUAUCAGUAACCCCCACAGGGGUGGCGACCACCUUGCCUGGAUUGGCGCAGCGGGCGGAGGAGUCAUGUAAAUACCCCUCCGUGUUUGCGGGAGCAGACUGGCUCAGGCUCAGUAAAUAGACUCAGGGGGAAAAAUGUCAAACUGAGAAAGCCACCUGCGCACACAUAUUGACUUUCAAAGUAAAAUCAAGAGACAUUAAUUAGAAUUGCUUGAUUCUGCUGCACCUGAAGCUACAAUGGAACACAUCAUAUGCAAUCAGACCCGACUUUCAAAUCACAAAUCAGCUCUCGAAUCAUGUAGAUUUAACUUUAGAGGUCAUACCAGGUCAAGAAUACUUGCUGUACUAUUGUAGUGUGUAUAUUCAUGUGGAAAUAUGAUCCCCCCGCCCCCACCCCUAAAAACAAUGCAUACAGCAGACCUUCACUUUAGGCAUCUACAGAAUAUAUUGUGCAGUAGGUGUUUGCAGGUUUGGUUUUGCUUUCUGUUUGGACGUCAAAGACGAGGGAGUGUGAGUGUGUGUGUAUGUCUGUGUGUGUCGUUUAGAGGUUUAGAUCGACUCAUGAAGCAAACCCUUUCAAGCUUUAAAUAGUUCACAGAAGAGCGCAUGACUGUAAAUAAUGCUGUCAGGGCAAAUCCUGGUUCUUCGUGUCCCUCUGACCUCAUUUGGUCACAAACCACUAAUCUACUUGUGUUGCUGCCCCUCUCCCCUAUUUCUUGUGUAGCACUGACUUUCACAUGGAGGUACACGCACCCCUUUUUGGCCUAGAUUUGGUACGUUGUCUCUCAGUUUUAAGAGCCGUUGGCAUAUCUCAUCCGCACCGACAUUUAAAGACUUAGCAGUGUACAUAACCUAUGACAAUGUAAAUGUUUUAAAUAUAGUAAAUGUACAGACAUAUUUUAUAUACGUACGCGACAUUGCCAUAUUUUUAUUGGCCGACCAGAAAUGGAGAGUAGAGGUUUGACUGCAGUUAAAAAGGCACAGCCGAAAGGUUUUUUUCUUCCCCCCCUCUUCUCUUUCUACAUUUCCACCACUGUGGCAGGUUUGGGGCUUUUACUGUUCGACGUAUGUGCAAUCUUAAUCCCUAAAACGUUAUUUUAAACCCCGUAAAUGUUACAUUUUCGUCUUUUCUCUCUAUCCGAAAAAGCAGCAGUCAACCUGCGAGCUUUUGUGUCGCCACAGAUGUCCGCUGGAAUAAACGUUAAAAUAAUACUGGAUCAAUCUAAUCGCAUCAAAUGGCUUUAAACUAGCUGAAACUCUAAGACUACUACAAUUAUAUGUGGUUUUGAGAGCAAUCAAGCAGUUCUUAAGGGUUCCCUCUUCUCUCGUGUACUGUACAGUAGUUAAGGUACUGCCUCAUUACGUCAGCUGUCUGUCUCACACCUCUGUCUCUUGUUUACAUGUAAACGCUGGCUGUAAAUAUCACUGUAGUCCUUCCAUUGUCUGUGUGCAUCCUCAGAAAUAAUCUCCUUUGCACCUUCUAACAUGAGACAUUUAUAUCUGUUUGUUUGUUUGUUUUUUUAAUCCUGCUGAUGUUUUCACAAGCUGCAUGAUAUGCUUGCUAGGUCUGCUCAGCUUCUGAACAGAGUUAUUUUUGUCUUUAUUUGAGAUUUAAAAAAAAAAAUUAUAAAAGAAAGACAAAAAGUGUAAACAGAGUAAGCCGGGGUUUUAAAAAAAGGAAAAAACAAAACACAGCAUCCCUCUCUCUCUUUUUGUUUUUAAUAGCUAUAUACCCACUGAAAUCUUUUUGUACACAUUUGAGUACUUUGAUUUGCACUAUAUAACCAAGUGGCUAUUUAAAGCCACGUUUGUUAAUUUUUCUCUCUUGGGCUACUUGUGAUAAGGAAAUAAUGUCAGUUCAGGUUGAAAUAUGAAUGCAAGACACUGAUAGAGCCUUUUAACUAUAAAAAAUGGGAUCCGGGAAAUUCAUCCUCUCGAUAGCAAACUGUACCGUGUUUGGAGCGUGCUUCUGAUUUAUUAUGAAGAUGCAUUUACACGGUUAAACUUUAAAUACUGUUUUUUGGCAGCAGAUUCGUCAACCCCUCCUCUCAUAUAUCUGAGGUAAUAUUGCUAAUAGUUUCGUUUCAGCACCACUUUUUCUACCUAAAUAAAGCUAAAGUUUCCAAGCUUUUGCUACCGUGAGGAUGAGAUGUCCCGGCUCUGCCUGCUGCCUACAGACCAGUCCUUUGCGAAUGAUGUUCUGUGUUGUUUCUGACUGCUUGUUCCAUGUAUGACGCCCACAGAGGAUGCAACCACUGCUGGUCUUUCUGACAAUAGAGCACUUCCUCACCUUUUCAUUGUACUCUUUUUGGCUCAGGGCCGUAAUAUUCUGGAGCUUUUUCUUGAUUCAGUUAAUCCAGCAGCUUUGCAGAAAACCGCUCCUCAGCACCGACACUGAGAAAACAUGUAAACUAUGUCAGUAUGUACGCUCGUAACACAAAUACGCUUCUGUAAAGUGAGCUCCUCCCAGUUUAUGUGUUCGUCCGUGGGCAAAUUUUCUUUCUCCAUCCCAGUCUGAGCCAUGUUGAGCAUGUUAGGCGUGUCUGUGAGGAAGUGUUGAUGAUCGCCGAGAAUGUCGCCGCAGCACUUCUUUGCAAAGGAUCGUUACCUCUGAACAAUGCUGUGCCUUUGUUGUAAGCUAGCCUUGCCAACGAUUUGAAAACAUGAACUGAUUUCCCUUUUUUUAAUGUAUCAUAAGUGCAAGCCUGAUUCAAGUGGGUUGAUUAUCGUUGCUGAAACCACGUUGUAUGAGAUUUCAUCUUGUUCUGUAACAUAUUUAUAUUUUCCAGAUCUCCAUUGUUAGUUUUGAUAUUUUCAUAUUUCUUUUUUGUCUUAUUUAAUUUUUUUCUUUCUUUCUUUCUUUCUUUUUUACACAAGCUGUGAAAACAAUUCUGCACUUUAAUCCUGAACGUUUAGACUCUGAGGAGGCAACUUUUUUUUUUCCAUUUUGUCACAGCUACAAAUAAAACUGUUGCUCCUUAAAAUAAACCAGGUGUCUGUUCUUCUUACACAAUACUAUGCAACAGUCUGGAGGCAGCCUUUGUUUCUUUAUAUGGUGCGAGGAAAAUGGGAAAUGUUUGCAGCAGUUUAAUGAAAUAUGCAGACAUGCAUAGAAAUACUGUAUAUAAGGCAACAACAAAGAUCCAAGCUUGAAAGUCAAUAUUUGUCUUGACCACUUUUAUUCUCCAACACGGCAUGAACAAGCAGCUUUCUUGUCAUUUGUUUAAGCAGUCUUCAGGAAUAGUUCUGGUUCCUCUGAAGUGAUGUAUAUAAAAAAUGAUGUGUCACUUAAGGCUUUUGUGCAGUAUUAUAUCUAUAUUCACUCUGCGAUUAACCUCCUUCCACUACUGAAGCACCAGUGAGCUCUAAAUAUGGUUGUUCCGAUGACAUGUGCUUAUCUCGGAGAGCAGUAUCAGCACUAGCUGCAGAGAAACUGUGUGGGCAACAUUAAAGUGAUAAAAAUAGUGCUUGUUUCAACUUGGGAUGAUGGAGGGAGUGAGUAUUUUAAAAAAGUGUUUACAAAGCAACCACCAGAUGUCACCAUGUGUCUCUUAUUAUAUCCGCUCAUCAUUUAGAUUCAUUUACAGUUAGCAGUAUACACCUGUCACUACUACUGUUAAAAACAAUAAACAAACACAGCAUGAGUGGAAGACAUGUUUACAGCUUUUUCUUAAAUUAAAGCGCACAGUUUAAAGAUAAUUGUAUUAAAUCAGAAACAGUCCAGCUAAAAGCAAAUAUACUCUUGUAGUACUGCUGAAGUCUUAAUAUUUAAGCAUGAAUUUCAGUGUUGAGUUGUGGAGGUGCAGUUUUCAGAUUCUAAAAUGAGAGUAUGUAAGUAAGAAAUUAGUGAGAAAUGCAGUUAUCACAGCUUCAACGAGGUGUCACCCUCAAGUGUGUUGCUUUGUCACAUCAACACUUUUCACAGAUCUUCAGCUGACUCCAAUCUGAGACGAUACAAACUGCAGAUCUUCAUGUCUGAGAACCAUGAAAGAGUUGAAGUUGUAUCCUGCUUUAUUCCCUUACUUGGAGUCACGGUUUUCAUUUUUAAUUAUAAAGAGAAGAUUCACAGUCAGAUUCUUAAGUGGUCUAACGGGCUGAUUAGUGUACAUCAAACAGUUGCAAGGGUUGGAUGUGCAGAACAAAGUUUAAAAACAGCUUUACUCCAGCAGCCAUCACUCAGAUGAACAAAUUGUAGCCUUUUUACUUUGUGGGUUACUGAAUGCUCAAAAUGAUUUAGUUCUUUUUUUCAAUCUUUUUGUACUAUGCUUAUGUUGUCUGCUGUGUGUUGAAACUGUGCAUGUGAGGAUUGAUGACUCAGGAUUACAGAACAAAUCUACCUAUGGAUACAAAUAAAGUAACCUGAACCUGUUUAUACAUCAAAAUCAAUUAAUUAUAGAUUGGCACUAACUAAUAAAUACACAUGUAAAAGCUCAAAUUUUAGGCUGGUUAGACGAAUGUUUCAGCCUAAGCUGGCAAAGCAUCUUAUGGGUGGAAACAGCAUCUAGCUACUGAAAAUAAUACUAUUUAAAAUAAGUAAAUUUCCCCCCAAAAUUUAAGUGCAAUAUUUUGGUGAACAUCUUGAAUCAAAGCCGGAUGUCUACACUUCAUAUGUUUACAAUACUUUUGUUCGAUUGUAGAAUUUUGAUAGACGGAAAUGACCCCCAACUAAUCACCGCCUCCUCCCUCAAAAAAAAAAUACUAAAUAAAGUAAAAACUAAAUUAAAAAAAACGGAGUUUAGCUUUGUCGUUAUUUGUGACGCUCCAACGUUCACACACACCUGUGUUUACCUGUCCUCCUCCGAUGCUAACAGCUUCCCCGGAGCGCUGCAGUUUAUUCCUCUGAGACGCACGUGACCGUUUUUCCCGACGCGCAUCCACGUGCGAUUGUUUUCAUUCCGACGAUGCUGCGGCAACCGCGGCUGCUCUCUGACGUCACCGAGCUGGCAGUCAGGAGGCGGCUCGACAGUUUGAACCGCGAACGGAGAGAGAGUGUGUGUGUGUGAGAGAGAGAGAGAGAGAGAGCGAGAGAAAGAGUGUGUGUGUAUGUAUGUGUAGACACGGGUUUGUCCGGUUACGGCACGCAGGCGAGUGUUUUACAGUCACUGUUCAGAUUCGGAGAGGAAAUUAAGGAAAAUACCGACGAAGAAGAGGAGGGGGGAAAAGAGAAGAAGAAGGUCGCGGCCUUUGGCGCUCAGUGAAACUUUAAGAUGGAAAAUUCAUCCAGCAACAGCCGGUUUCGGUCCGCAAUGUUCAACCACGAUGAUGAGGUAAGAAAUCCUUUUUUGCUUAAAUCCUACAACCACAGACAAAGUAGGGCGCUGAUGAGGCUAGGCUUGACCUUGAUUAUCUCACCAAAAUGAGGACACUGUGGUUUGUGGAUGUCAGGGCAUUUUAUCCCUGCUAGCCGGAGUUGUUGUUCAGUUUCAGAUCAGAAGUCACUUUUCUUUUCACAAAUUGCUCUCCCUCAUCUUGUUUGUUUUUGGUUUUGUUUUUUUUGCUGUGAAUACUUUGAGUGUGAAAUGGUCUGGGCUUUUCACCUGGCUUCAUGUGAAUGGGUGUGUUCACAGAGCCCAGAUUUUCUUGUUCCACAUGUUCUGCAGAGUGACAGCUGAGAAUCUGCUACAUGUUCCAGCUUUCUUUUUUUUCUUUUGUCUGUUGGAUGAUGAAAGGGCGACUGUAGACACUCAAAUAUGUAAAGUGAAACUUGGAGUCAGCAGCUCUCCUGAACCUGUGCUGCUGUUUGAGUGACUGCAGUCAAGUGUGAUCAGCAACCAGAUGACUGUCACUUUAGUGU